AUGGUUCUUUUCUUUUGGCUUGUUACUACAAACCCUUUGGUGGAAGCCAAGAUUCUUGAAGAGAUCAAACAAGGAAAGGAAGUGAAAGAUCAAUUAUAUCUCCACGGUGCUCUCUGCGAAGCUUUGAGGUUGUAUCCACCCAUACCCAUAGUACGAAGGCAAGCAAUCAAACAGGACAAACUUCCCAGUGGACACGAGGUUGGUCCUAAUACUGUGAUACUAUUAUCUUUGUAUGCCAUGGGAAGGUGUGCAGAGAUAUGGGGAAAAGAUUGCUUGGAAUUCAAGCCUGAGAGGUGGAUCUCAGAGAAAGGAGGCUUUCUUCAGAUGGUGGCUACUGCUAUCUUAAGGAAUUAUCAAGUCAGUGUGGUAAGAGAUCAUCCUGUUACUCUUGCAGUUUCAAUAUUGCUUAAGAUGAAGCAUGGCCUCAAAGUGUUAAAUUCUCUAGGAUGUUACAUGAAAUCCAACAAGAUUGAAGAAGAUGAAGAAUACUCAAAGAUUAGAGGUAAAUCUUCAAUAUCUACAAAGGUCAUCGAUGAUGACGAUGAUGAUGAAGACCAAGAUUGA
This is a messenger RNA of Prosopis cineraria, 564 nucleotides long. Its product is annotated as alkane hydroxylase MAH1-like. Lineage: Eukaryota; Viridiplantae; Streptophyta; Magnoliopsida; Fabales; Fabaceae. The record is from RefSeq and is a predicted model, not a curated record. The coding region runs from base 1 to 564 and encodes 187 amino acids. Gene Ontology annotation, molecular function: oxidoreductase activity, acting on paired donors, with incorporation or reduction of molecular oxygen; monooxygenase activity; iron ion binding. The transcript is spliced from 3 exons.